Molecule: messenger RNA, 2730 nt
Organism: Trichophyton rubrum CBS 118892
Lineage: Eukaryota; Fungi; Ascomycota; Eurotiomycetes; Onygenales; Arthrodermataceae
Exons: 7
Coding region: 1-2730 (909 amino acids)
Biological process (GO): mismatch repair; reciprocal meiotic recombination
Cellular component (GO): nucleus
Molecular function (GO): ATP binding; ATP-dependent DNA damage sensor activity; mismatched DNA binding
Source: RefSeq, a predicted model, not a curated record
AUGGGAUCAAAGAUUGCUAUCGAAAUGCCUAGUCGCACCCCAUCUAUCCCUUUAUACCCGUUUACAUCGGAAACCAGGUCCACCCGCCCAGGUACCAGUAGGACGGCUGCUGGAGGACAUCGAGCAACUCGACCCACAACAGCAGCAACUACUGCAGCAUCCCAGGAGAUAAUAUGUGCUAUAAGUGAAUCCAGGGGUAUCUCUCCAGCCGUUGGAUUGGCUUUUGUCAACUUGUCUACAUCAGAAGCUGUUCUUUCACAGAUUUGUGAUAGCCAGACCUAUGCCAGAACAGUCCACAAGCUUGCCGUAUUUGAACCUUCCGAGGUGCUCUUUAUGAACACUUCCAAAGAACCUCUUUCAAAAUUAUAUGCUAUUGUUGAAGAGAACCUCCCCCAUAUCCGGAUCAUUACAUUUGAUAGGAAACACUGGUCUGAGCAGAACUGUCAUGACUAUGUUGAGCGAUUGGCCUUCAAAGAAGACAUCGAAACCAUAAAAAUGGCUUUAGAGGGCAGUUAUUUCUCUGCCUGCUGUUUCGCAGCUGUCUUAUCAUAUAUCGAGCUAGAACUUUCAGCGACUUUUGCACCUCACUCUCUCAGACUAAGAUACGAACCAUCUGAAGGGUCUAUGAUGAUAGAUUUAUCUACUAUUGUCUCGUUAGAACUUAUUCAAAACUUGCAAAAUGCAAAGUCAAAGGACUGUCUUUUCGGCAUACUAAAUGAAACCCUCACACCCAUGGGUGCCAGGUUACUGAGAAGCAACAUUCUACAGCCUUCUACGGAAAUUGCUAAACUAAACACCAGAUAUGAUGCUGUCGAAGAGUUGUCAUCAAAUGAGGGAAUGUUUUUUGCUGUUAGACAAGCUCUUAAGUCAUUUGUUGAUUCCGACCGAGUACUCACGGCUUUGACGGUUAUUCCAACGAAGCCAAGCUUUUUAUUUGCUGAACAGUCUAUUAACAACGUCAUCAUGCUGAAAACAUUUGUAUCUUGUAUACGGCCCAUCCAUGAAGCGUUAGCUGGGGCAAAAUCUAGCCUCUUAGAGACAAUACGUGAUGCAAGCUCCCCCAGGAAUUAUGAGCCAGUUCAAACUAUUCUUAAGGAAACGCUAAACGACGACAUUAGAUACCAAACCAGUGCUCUUGAUUUACGCAAUCACAGAACUUACGCCGUCAAAGCUGGAGUUAACAAUCUUCUCGACGUUGCGAGACAAACCUACAAGGAGGCCAAUGACGAUGUUUCGGAGCUAUGUGCUCGUCUUACUGAGGAGUACGAUAUUCCAUUGGACUUGAGGUUUGAAACUGGCCGUCACUAUUAUUUCCGUGUAAAAUCCACCGAUCUCCAAGGUGUGGUACUGCCAAAUAUUUUUAUCAACGUUUAUCGGAAAAAAGCAUAUGUGGAAUUCCAAACCCUGGACCUUGUCAAGAUGAAUCAAAAAAUAACAGACUCUCAUAACGAGGUGGUUAGCAUGAGUGAUCGGAGCAUUCAAGAGCUUAUAGAUGACGCUAGGUCUCAAAUAUCGAGCUUGUUUCGUAUCAGCGAGGCAGUUGCUCUACUAGAUAUGAUCGCUGCCUUUGCUUACCUACAUACAUUACAGGAUUAUGUGCGCCCCGAAAUAACAGACACUCUCGCCAUCAAGGCCGGAAGGCAUCCGAUUCGAGAGAAAAUACACUCAACAAAAUAUAUACCCAAUGAUGUUUACGCCUCUUCACAGUCCCGAUUUCAGAUAAUAACCGGCUGCAAUAUGAGUGGAAAGAGUACAUAUAUUCGGUCGCUUGCCCUGAUGGCAGUAAUGGCACAAAUUGGAAGCUCUGUUCCCGCGCAGUAUGCCUCAUUCCCGAUUGUGCAUCAACUUUUUGCUCGCGUAUCAACAGAUGAUAACCAGGCUACCAACGUGUCGACCUUUUCCACUGAGAUGAGAGAAAUGGCAUUUAUUCUACGGAACGUUGACUCAAAGAGUAUGGUUAUAAUAGACGAACUAGGUCGUGGAACCGCUUCAACUGAUGGGCUUGCCAUCUCAAUUGCUAUUGCAGAAGCUCUAGUGGAAACUCAUGCCUUAGUUUGGUUCACUACCCAUUUCCAUGAUUUACCAAGGAUUAUGGAGCAUCGCAGUGGAGUUAUAAAUUUGCAUCUUGCUGUUGAUAUGUCCGACCCGAGGUCCAAAAUCACUAUGCUAUAUAAAAUAGUUGAUGGAUAUGUACAGGAACAGCAUUAUGGCCUCGCACUCGCCAGAAUAUUCUCUUUACCUCCAUACCUUAUAGAGGUAGCUGAAGAAGUGUCAAAUCAUCUUGCUCUGGCGGCACAAGAUAGAGCUAAGUCGCCUGCAAUCAUUUCUCUAGCCAAACGGCGCAGACUCCUCUUGACAUUAGGAGAACAGCUGAUGCAUGCUCACGAAGGGACCAUGGAAGAUGAUGCACUUAGAGAAUGGCUUCUCAGGCUUCAAAGGGAGUUCACUUUACGGAUGACGGAUAUCGAAGCCGAAGCAGAAUCUAACAUGGGCGACGGAGAAACUUCACCGGAACCCAGAGAAACUGAAGGAUCCCAAGAAGACCGCGAGCAUAUGGAAGCCGUAUCUCAGAUUUCUAGCCAAUCCUUUCCCAUCAUACCCGUAGAUUCUACUCCAAACCUCAAACGCCCUAGGGGUCUUGCCAGCCAUUCUUUUGAAGACAAUGAGCUGCUCCUAAAUAGUGACAGCGGGGAGUUAGACACUACUCAUUCUUGUACCUCAAACGAGUAA